Messenger RNA from Candida tropicalis MYA-3404, 600 nucleotides. It is a transcript of the gene SPO11, whose product is annotated as Spo11p. Gene Ontology annotation, molecular function: DNA binding; DNA topoisomerase type II (double strand cut, ATP-hydrolyzing) activity. Gene Ontology annotation, biological process: reciprocal meiotic recombination; meiotic DNA double-strand break processing; meiotic DNA double-strand break formation. Gene Ontology annotation, cellular component: nuclear chromosome. The transcript has a single exon. Bases 1 to 600 code for a protein of 199 amino acids. The record is from RefSeq and is a predicted model, not a curated record. Lineage: Eukaryota; Fungi; Ascomycota; Pichiomycetes; Serinales; Debaryomycetaceae.
AUGACGAGAUCCAAAACUGAACCAAUGUUGAUCCCAAUAGACUACACAGACUGUCUUCACCAAACAAGAUCCAUUACCAAUACUACAUCAUUGAUUGUAAUCAUUGUAGAGAAAGAUUCAGUGUUUCAAUACUUGUGUUCAUAUUUGUCUAGACACAAAUCAUUGUUGAGCAAUUUCUUAGUGGUUACUGGUAAAGGGUAUUCAGACGGCUUAACAUUAAGAUUCCUUGCUUGGCUUCAAGACAAAUUCCAAGCUCUGUUCUUGGGUUUUUUUGAUUCAGAUGUGUAUGGGAUCAACAUAUACAAACAGUAUCAUCGGAAACUAAAAAUAGUACAUUACUGCGGUACAUAUUUAAUGGACUCGGACCCUUCCUCGUGGCUCUCAAUCCUGGCACGUGACAUUUCAGUAAUGAUUAAUCUCUGCAACAAAUGUCUGGAAAUGGGUUUAUUAGUUCAAAGAGAGUUAACAAGAGGGUUGUUUCUAUUCAAGAAAUCAGAGAUUAAUGUCACCAACUUACAUGAUCAUCAACUUGACUACGUGGAUUAUAUUCUCAAGAAGGUGGAAGAAAGGAACAUAUUCAAAAAACGAGCUUACACGUGA